Callorhinchus milii (elephant shark) is the source of this 2642-nucleotide messenger RNA. RefSeq names its product probable G-protein coupled receptor 153. The record is from RefSeq and is a predicted model, not a curated record. The transcript is spliced from 5 exons. Gene Ontology annotation, cellular component: membrane. Gene Ontology annotation, biological process: G protein-coupled receptor signaling pathway. Bases 157 to 2136 code for a protein of 659 amino acids. Gene Ontology annotation, molecular function: G protein-coupled receptor activity. NCBI's taxonomy places the organism in Eukaryota, Metazoa, Chordata, Chondrichthyes, Chimaeriformes, Callorhinchidae.
AGGCUGGUAAGAUCCUGUCUACGUGCACUGCACACCCAUGGAUGGGACGAACGAGGUCGACGUUACUUCCGCUGCCCUGCUACGGGAGGACAAUCGAUCCUAGGAUGCCUUUGCCUGUGGGCUGCGCCGCACACAGUCUGCCACACAUCCUGUCCGAUGGGAGCGCCGCGAUCCACGAUGAUUGAGAGCCGGGAGGAGCAGAGCUUGUACAACAAUGCAUUGGCUUGGCUCAUCUGUUCAGGCAUCUCUCUGCUGGCCAACACCUGGGGGAUACUUAGCAUCAGCGCCAAGCAGAAGAAAUGGAAGCCUCUCGAGUUCCUGAUCUGCACGUUGGCUGGGACACACAUCCUCAACGUGGGCAUCCCCAUCACCAUGUACUCAGUCAUCCAACUCAGGAGACAGCACUCCGAUUACGAGUGGAACGAGGGUCUGUGCAAAGUCUUCGUCUCAACCUUCUACACCUUGACCCUCGUGACGUGCUUCUCUGUCACCUCCCUGUCCUACCACCGCAUGUGGAUGGUCAGAUGGCCGGUCAACUACAGGCUGAGCAACACCAAGAAGCAAGCUGUGCACACGGUGAUGGGGAUCUGGAUGGUGUCCUUCAUACUGUCCACGCUGCCCGCGGUCGGCUGGCACGACACGACGGAACGUUUCUACGCCAGGGACUGUCGUUUUAUCGUGACGGAGAUCGGCCUGGGUUUCGGCGUGUGCUUCCUGCUCCUGAUCAGCGGCAGCGUGGUGAUGGGGGUGGUCUGCAUCGGGAUAACCCUCUUCCAGACCUUCUCCAUGAAAGCCGCCCACAACGCCGACAAGAACAAAUUCAACGUGCCCACCAUUGUGGUGGAGGACGCGCAGGGCAAGCGCAGGUCAUCCAUUGAUGGCUCCGAACCGAUUAAAACCUCUUUGCAAAUAACCUACCUGAUCAGCGGAAUAGUCUUCAUCUAUGACUUUUUGGCUGGAUUUCCUGUGUUGGUGCUCAGCUUCACUAGCCUCAAGUACGACAAGUCCUACACUUGGAUGGUGCUGUGCUUCCUAUGGUGCUCCAUCGUGCAGUCUAUUCUCCUGCCAACCUUCCUGUGGGCUUGCGAUCGCUACCGAGCUGACGUGAAAAGCGUGUGGGAAAAGUGUGUCGCCAUCAUGUCCAACGAUGAGCUGGAUGAUGAGAACAGUCAAGACGGAGCCAUCCACCCAGAAUCUUUCUUCGAGAGGGCCUACGAUUACAACUGCACAGCGGAGGUUCUAACCAUCGACCGAAUCGCCAAGUACGACUUCUCCGCCCUGGAGAGGGGAGCACCUCAGCUCUACACCGUGAGGGAGAUGCAGGAGGACAAAAUGCAAUACUUACAGGUUCCUCCUACAAGACGUUACUCCCACGACGAGACAGACGUGUGGACCGCCAACCAGAUCCCCUCGUACCUUAACCGCUGGGGGUCCUCGGAGGACAUCACGGGCGCGAUCCACUACGUGUCGCCCCGGUACGAGCGGAGGAGAAGCAGCCUGGUCUCCGAGCACGACGAUUGCGCCUCCUACCAUAAGCGGAGGAAAUCGGUGGACAGUGUCGUGUCCCUCAAGCAGCUGUACCGAGACGACUAUUUCGUCGACGACCUGACGUGUUUCAGCCGGGAGGAAAUCAUCAAAUACAUUGACGACUCCCCCCUCCCCAGCCCCAUGAAGAGCCCCCUGCGAUUGUCUUCCAUAUCUCUGUCCCAGGAUAAAUUCAAGCCGAGUCCCGUCACCUAUUCCCACUUCCCGCUGACCAACUUCGAGAGGGAGCCUCAGGUGCUCAGACGCUUGACCGAGUACCACGGCAAAGGCUCUGUUCUCGGGCAUCCCUCGUGCCCCAAGGAGAACCUUCCGCAACCCUUCCGUGCCCGACAUGCCGAGCCGGACGGAAGCUACAGAAACGGCGAGAGACGCUCUUUGCAAGCGCAGGAUAGCUUGGUUACCAUCACGAUGCCCAGGGGUAGAGAGCAAUCCUGCCAGAACUCACGGACAGAGCUGGGCGUCUCGUGGGAACGCCAGGAGAAACUGGCAAAGAUGGAGAGCAAAGGCAGCACAAACAGUUUUCUGACCUCGCCCUCUGGGUCAUCGGGCUAUGUGACAUUUCAUCUGGACUCCAUCGGAUCCACUUCUUAGGGUCCACACCUCUUAUUGACCCGAAGAGGAAAGAUGAGAGGGAGAGGGAGAGGGGAAAAAAUGCCAAGAAAAAAAACAGAAGUGUUUCUACUGAGAAUUUUUUUGUACCACGGAGAUUUUUGUAAUUCACUCAAUUAGCGGAGAGAACGUAACAUGAGUCCCGAGCGCCAAAGAUACAGACACGAAAAAAUAAUUCUCCUGCUUUUCGAUGGCUGAAGGGAAUCUGAUCUUAAGAUGGUGGAGGGGGUGGGCGGAGGGGAAGGGGGAGAAAGAGGAAACAGAGGGGACAAAUCUGGAACGAAAGGUUCGAAAGGCUGCAAAUCCAGCCGAGUGCUGUUCUGAAUGUUACGUAACAAUCACUGCACAUUAAUUUUUUAAUAUAAAUUCCGAUUCCACACUCACUCAGAAGUGCCAUUAAGCCUGAAGCCCUUUCAGGCUGAACGCAUUUUGAUGCCAUUUUUGGCGGAAACUAAAAAAACAAAAAGAAAACAAAAGGAGUUUGUGUG